This is a messenger RNA of Cetraspora pellucida, 456 nucleotides long. NCBI's taxonomy places the organism in Eukaryota, Fungi, Glomeromycota, Glomeromycetes, Diversisporales, Gigasporaceae. The record is from the annotation of a GenBank genome assembly.
AUGUUACUUAGUGUAGUUGUUGGUUCAACUUCCUUUGAAGAUAUUCAUACAAUAAAUAGAAUUACUUAUUAUUCUUUUAGAGAGGCAUAUAUUGCUUUAAACCUAUUACAAGAAGAUGAAGAGUGGGAUCAAUGCUUAACAAAAGCUAAGCAGAUGCAAUUAGAUGCACACUAUGCAACUUAUUUUGAUAAUAUACUCUUUCAAACCUGUUGUGAUACUGGAAAUAUAGCUUUUGAACUUAGAGAUACUGAUAUACAAAAUAGAGCUCUUCUUUAUUUACAAUCUAUCUUAAGUAAACAUGAAAGAUGUCUUGAGGAGUUUUCAUAUAUGCCUAUUCCAAUUGCUAAUACUAAUACUGAACAAAAUAACCAUCUAAUUAGAGAAGAGCAACAAUAUAAUAUUGAAGAACUUGCAGAGAUUAUUGAAAAAGAACUUCCCUAUUUAAAUAUAGAUUAG